AUGACGGAAAAUAGGAAAAGAUCCAGAGAGGAUGACUCUUGUGAGUUUAUGCCAUUAUCAAAGAGGAUAAACAACUUGCAUAUAAACAAUAACCUGGUUAACACAACUGUUUCACAAACACCAGAUGCUAGUGGAAUAACUCAGGAGAAUGGAAUCUCGUCACCAAGUUCAUCGUCAAGUGAAGAACGUAGAGCAAGCUAUGAUCCAGGAAUGUCAUCUUCUCAGAGUAGUUAUUACUAUGACAAUAAGUUAUUAUUCGAAUUACAUUUAGAGAGACAAAAAGUACGACGAAGUGAGGAAGAGUCUGAUAUGAAUUUUGCUGCAUUCUCUGCGGUGGGCUCUGCUGGCACUCACUUUGUGACCACAGGAGGCCAGCUACCAGUCACUAAAAUACAGCAGAAUGUGUCAAACAAUGGAAGUAUACCACAGAUGUGCCUGGCGAUGGGCGAGGGUGGGGUACAGUACGUGCGGACGCUGGAGAGUGGCGCUACCCUGCAGGCCGCACCACAACUCAUAUCGGUACCCAUAGCGUUACCGGGAGCCAAGCCUGGUGAUCCUCAACCCACAGUACAGAUCCAGGUGCUAAGUCCAAACCAUUUGAUACAAACUCAACAGCAACCGAAGUAUCAGAUGCAAAUUCCAAUUCAAGGAUUUCAACAAGGUGGUGCAGUUCUUACAGUUGCGUACUCGCCUGAGACGAACGAGACUGGCAGCAUUCAGCUUGUUGGACAAGGGGGACUAGGUGAAGGAUUUCAAGUGCUUGCAGCUUUACCACAGGAAAUGCAACUUGUGCAACAGACGCAGGAGAAGGAGCCGCAGAUGCAUCAGGUGUUCAUAACGCCGAAUCAACAGAUAAUAAUCAACAGUCCGGACGGUAAGACGCUCAACAACAACACGUCGACUGACAACAACAACACCGGCGUCACUGAUAUCAUCAUAAAGGAGGAGUGUGAAGAAAAUGUUAAUGAUGAUGAAAGUUCUCAAGGCACUGAAAACAGCGAGACCAUACAGUGGCAGAUCGGCGGUAAUCAACAGGACCUAGUCAAGUACCUCAGCCAGUUGCCACCACAGCAAACACAGCAACUACCAGUUUCACUACAACAGUUCCUGCGACUCAAUCCAUCGUCUGAUGUCAAGAAGGAGGAGCCCAUAGAGAUGGAGGAAGAUGGCGCCAGUGAUGAAGUUAAAGAAGAACCGGUGGCCGAGGCUGUCUUCGGUGAAGAUGGUUCAGUCCGGAUACAAAGUAAAAAGAAGAAAAAAUACAAGAAAAAACCACCGAAGCCGGCGCGGCCAAAGCCAGGACAAGUUGUCAUAGCCACAGCUAUGGACGGCACACCUAUAUUUUGCUGCCCAGAGUGCCAGAUGGCUUACCCAGAGAAAGAGCAACUAGAAGUACAUUUGUUGGGACACAACAUUGAAAGAAGAUUUAUAUGCGGUAUAUGCGGGGCUGGGUUGAAGCGCAAGGAGCACCUGGAGCGCCACAAGCUGGGCCACAACCCCGAGCGGCCCUACGUGUGCGGCGUGUGCCGCAAGGGCUUCAAGCGCCGCGAGCAUCUCAACCUGCACACCGUCAUACACUCCGGCGUCAAGACCGAGAUGUGCACCGAGUGCGGGAAAGGUUUCUACCGCAAGGACCACCUCCGCAAGCACACGCGCUCGCACGAGAGCAAGCGCGCGCGGGACGAGGCGGCCCAGGACGGCGCGGGGGCCGCCCCACCCCCGCCGCCUACGCCGCUGUCUGCGCAGGCGCAAGCCAACACCAUACUGCCUGAGAUUACCAUACACAUACCGACGAGUUCGAGCUCGGCGGUGCCGGUGCAGAUCAACAUCCCGCAGCACGUGGUGAGCUCGCUGGCCGCGGCGCAGGCGCAGGCGCAGGCGCAGGACGCGCACGCGCUCGACGCGCUCCUCAAGCACCACUCGUGA
Arctia plantaginis is the source of this 1926-nucleotide messenger RNA. Lineage: Eukaryota; Metazoa; Arthropoda; Insecta; Lepidoptera; Erebidae. The record is from the annotation of a GenBank genome assembly.